UGCUGUUCCGCUGUUCAGGGAGGGAGGGUUCCUGCUGAGUUGGAGCUGCAGCUUCACAGUUUCACUUUUGCAUCUGGGCGCCUCUUAGCACCGAGAUCGCGUGGGUCCCUAGCUGAGCAGGACGAAGACCCCUCCCUGGUCUCCAGCACGACCUCGCUUCCCUUGGUGGGACCAGACAGUUCAGUGGAGGUGAAGAUCUGAAGGUCCGAGGAUCAUGCCAUCGGUCUUUGUGGAAGUGGUUAGGAGCGUGCUCAAAGAGGUGUACCACAAAAAAGAGCUCAUCCCAGUGGACAGCCUUGGUAACUCUACCAGCUUCAGGCCCUACUGCCUCUUGAGCAAGAAACUCUCAAGCUCCUGGUUCUGGAAAUCCCGUUAUAGGUGUGUCAACCUGUCAAUCAAGGACAUCCUGGAACCCUAUGCUCCAGAACCAGAACCAGAAUGCUAUGAUCGCUUCAGGAUCUCUGUUGACGUUGAUGGGAACAUAAAGGGCCAGGUGACGCUGGCAGACACAGGACACAGGGAAAUUUCUGGUGCGGCUGCAGUGUCUAACAGUUGCAAUGUCUCCAUGAACUUGCGCAUACUGCGUGUAGCUCAGAACACAUGGGAGUCCCUGCAGCAUGAGAGAUGCCUGCGGCAACCUGAACACAGGAUCCUACAACAGCUUCGGAGCCGUGGAGACGAUGUAUUUGUGGUGACAGAGGUGCUGCAGACAGAGGAGGAGGUGCAGGUCACCAAGACCUACAGCAGAGAGGGCUCAGGCAAGUUUGCAGUGCCUGAAGCUUUCUUGAAGGGUGAAGGCAGGGGCCAGCUAAGCCGGAAGAAGAUGGUGACCAUUCCUGCAGGCAGCGUCCUUGCAUUCCGGGUCACCCAGCUGCUCAUUGACCCUACAUGGGACAUCCUUCUCUUCCCUGAUGAAAAGAAGAGGACCUUUGAGCUGCCCCAGUCAAAGAAUGACCAGAGGCAGCAUUCCUUUAGCCUGCUUGCGACAUUACGAUCUAUUGGGGAGCAUCUCAAGCUCCUUGAAGAUGGAAUCCAUGAGGAGCAGAAGGCCAGAGAAGACUUCCAAGGCCUGCGUGCAGAGGUGACGGCUGGAUGCACACAACUCGGGGACUUAGAAAUGGAGUUAAGACAACCGCUACUAAUGGACAUUGGGAGGAUUUUACAUGACCCGCCCAGCAUGGAAGCCCUGGAGGCCUCACUGGGACAGGUCCUGUGCCGAGGUGGACAGGUAGAACCUCUGGAUGGCCCAGCAGGUAGCAUUCUAGAGUUUCUGGUGCCUUCCUCCGGAGAACUGCUUCUGGAACUCGCUGCCCCCAUCUUCUACCUGUUGGGAGCACUGACUGUGCUGAGUGAAACCCAGCAACAGCUGCUGGCAAACGCUCUGGAGACAACGGUGCUGCCCAAGCAGCUAAAGUUGGUGGAGCACAUCCUGGAGAAGAGCUCCCCAUGGCAGAAGCAGAGCACUGUGGCCCUACCCCCCGAACUCCUUGGGAACAGCUGGCAUGAGGAGGCUCCCAUCUGGAUCUUGCUAGAAGAAUGUGGCCUAACGCUGCGAGUGGACACCCCCCAGGUGCACUGGGAACCAACAUCUCAGGGCCCCACAUGUGCGCUCUAUGCCUCCCUGGCCCUAUUGUCAACCCUAAGCCAGGGACCUUACUAGUCUGCAUGCCUCCCUUCCCCCAGCAUCCUCAUGUGCUGCCUCCAGCCAGGGCAGAAUUCAACACAGGGCUACAAUGCACGGAGGCAAGUCUAGGAGUUGGGAAAACUCAAUAAAUAUACAAAGAAAAGAA
Messenger RNA from Myodes glareolus (Bank vole), 1790 nucleotides. The record is from RefSeq and is a predicted model, not a curated record. Lineage: Eukaryota; Metazoa; Chordata; Mammalia; Rodentia; Cricetidae.